UUGAUAUGAAUACUAGCACUUUUGUGUAAAUAAUGCAGCAUUUUUUUCCUCAUAUAUGGAGCUGGAGUUUGAUGAUAUGUUGUAUUAUAUUAGCUUGUUUUAUGCUCUGGUUUUCUUAGUGUACUUUGUUUGCUUUUGUCGGUACUUCUACCAAGGCUGGCAAACGCAAAAUGGUUAUAUUGGAGAAAAAGGAAUUGGGUUCAAAAGCGUGUUUCUACUGACAGCUCAUCCCUAUAUCUUUAGUAAUGGCUAUCAAAUUCGUUUCAGUGAAGCACCAUGUCCUCAAUGUGAUGUAGCCUACAUAGUACCUGAGUGGGUUGAAUAUCCCUCAGUGGCUGAUAUCCAGCAAGUGUAUGGCAGUAAUAGAGCCCUUCCGACUACUACACUGAUACUGCCUUUGAAGGGUGAUAAAGUGAAAGCUGUGAAGGAGCAGCUUUCAAGUCUCCAUCCUGAGUUACUCUUGUUUCUCUCAAAAAUCAAGCGUCUUUCAGUGAAAGAGCACAGUGAAGAUCCAAAACUUAACACCAUACGAGCUGUUUCCAUUUCUACUGAAAGGGAUUUUAAGUCAAAGAAGGAUAUUGAUGCUGAGUCAUAUACAGUUCAUUUGAUGGCAGAAGAGGAAGGUAGUCCUAGCAGCGAAGGUGAAUGUGGCUACUAUAUGUGGAGGCAGGAGUUUCGUGUCAAGGAUGAAAACAAGGUUGAAAAGAGGAAGGAACUCGAGGAGUGGUCUAUUACAUUAGCCUUUCCAUUUGGCAAGCGUCUAAAUAGAGGAAUGAUAUCUCCUGGAAUCUAUGCAUAUCUUCCGACUGAGACAGUUACAAAUUUGCCUUUCAUAAUUCAGGCAGAUUUCCUUCUUCCAUCAUCUCGUGAGACUAUUUUGUGGGAUGACAUAUGGAACCAAGGGAUUCUAGACUGCAUUCCUUCUGCUUUUGUCAAUGCAUUUGUUGCUCUUGUCAAGACGAGGGAAGAUGCGCCUACCUCUUCUCUGGCAUCCAUGUUUGCUUUCUUGCCAGUUAAAGAAGCGUGUCACCCAAAGUUAGAUGCAGUCAGGAAUUCAAUCAAAGAGAGACUGCUUCUGGAAAAUAUUAUUCCAUCUGAGUCGCAUUCUGACCAGAAGAUUUUCCAUAAACCUCAAGAAGUUGCCCGGUUGAACCAAUCUUUCUGGCAGAUAUUGUUGAAGGCAAAGCAGAAAGGGAUGAAAUUGCACUAUCUAUCAUCUCUAGGAAAGCAAUAUUGCAUUCUUCUUUUGAUGAAGACAGGUACAACGAUGCGCUUAGCUUCCUUGGUGUGA
Chenopodium quinoa (quinoa) is the source of this 1291-nucleotide messenger RNA. RefSeq lists its product as uncharacterized. The record is from RefSeq and is a predicted model, not a curated record. The transcript is spliced from 2 exons. NCBI's taxonomy places the organism in Eukaryota, Viridiplantae, Streptophyta, Magnoliopsida, Caryophyllales, Amaranthaceae. The coding region runs from base 56 to 1291 and encodes 411 amino acids.